Pichia kudriavzevii is the source of this 2046-nucleotide messenger RNA. RefSeq lists its product as uncharacterized. Gene Ontology annotation, biological process: chromatin remodeling; DNA repair; negative regulation of transcription by RNA polymerase II. Gene Ontology annotation, cellular component: Swr1 complex; NuA4 histone acetyltransferase complex. The transcript has a single exon. The record is from RefSeq and is a predicted model, not a curated record. Gene Ontology annotation, molecular function: transcription corepressor activity. NCBI's taxonomy places the organism in Eukaryota, Fungi, Ascomycota, Pichiomycetes, Pichiales, Pichiaceae. The coding region runs from base 1 to 2046 and encodes 681 amino acids.
AUGUCAGAUAUAUUAGAUGUGAUGAACAUAAAGUCCUUUCCCCAAAGGCAAAAAAAGAAGAAAGAGCCUUUACAAUCACAGCAAAACUUGGUUGAAGCAAGGCAGAUAUAUACACCUGAAGAAUAUGCUUCAGAUAAUCAGAAAAGAAAGUUAUCUGCUAUGAAUAGAGAACUAUACAACCUUAUUGGGACAAAUGUUCCGCCAUUGGCAGUGGAUACAGCAUCUGUUACAAAUGCUGGAGGCACAAAGAAGUUUAAAGCCAAAUUAGUAACGUUAAAGAAAGAUCAGCCAUGGAGGAAACUUGGAUUCAAAAACUCAGCACGUGAUGAUGAUUUGAUAUUGUACCACUGGGCGAAAACAAAUUUAGGCAAAAAUGUGGAAGGGCCGAAGAAAGAAGAAGAAGAAGAAGAAGAAGAAGAAGAGAGCUCAAAAAUCGAGAUUGAUCCCAACGAGUACAGAUUUACGAAGUACAACACUCGUUUGGAGAUUCCGAGUUUCUCUAGAAAAGAGUAUGAUGAAGCGUUUAGGCUAUACCAAGACAGCCAGAAGAAAUCAAUGGAAAUUAAGUUAGCACAGGACAAGUCUAAAGAAGAAAAGGAGAAAGAGAGGGAUAACGAGAGAGAGACCGAAAAGGGGGAAGACAAGAGGAAAGAUAAAGGGAAAGAAAAGGAGAAAGAGAAGAAGCAAGAGACGCAGAAUGAAAAAGAGAAGGAAGAGGAGAAAGAGAAGAAGCCAGAAACCCAGAAUGAAAAAGAGAAGGAAGAGGAUAUAAAGGAGACUUCAACUAUCAACGAAUCAGUGGAGACAGUUACAAAGAAUAAUGACAACGAGGAGAAACAGAUUGUGGAUUCCGUCGAGAAUAAUGGAGAGGUUACUGCAGAGAAAGUUGUAAAGGAGGAGGCAGAUACCAAGGCAAACACCGAGACACAGACAGAAAUAGAAGAGUCAAAGGAGUCAAGUGAAUUUUCAGAUCCAAAAGAGAGAGAAUGGACCUAUGAGGAAACCAAGAAGCUUUUUGACUUAUGCUCAUUAUAUGACAUGCGUUGGGCGGUGAUCUAUGACAGGUUUCAAGAUGACUAUCCUGAUCGAAGUUUGGAAGACUUGAAGGCUCAAAUGUACAACAUAUCUGCCAACCUGUUAGAGAAAAGAGGCGAUAUCAACGAUAGGGCGCUGAUUAAAUCACUUCGAUCAUUUGACAAGGAGAGAGAAUUGUUACGCAAACACUAUUUGACUAGGUUGAUACAUCGUGCACCUACUGAAAUUGCAGAGGAGGAAUCCUUAGUUAUAGAGGCACGUAAAUUUGAACUAGCUGCAAAGAAGAUGCUGUACGAGAGAGGUCAGCUAUUACAAUUGUUGGAUUCUCCGCAAUCCAGUGCAUCGGUCCAACAGUAUCUAACAUCGCAAGGUUUGACACAGUUAUAUAAUUCACUCAUGUCAUCUGAAAAGAGCAAGAAGCGGAAAGCUGAAAUACCUGUUGCACCCCUACUCGGGCCUAAUGCUAUACCACAUACACAGCAUAUUUCAAUGUCCAAUGCUGCCGCCGCUGCAACUGCUGCUAUUCAUCCGACGUCUUCUUUUUCAGCAGCAGCUACUGCAUCUGCGGGCAUGUCUCUGUCCAACAGCACCAACUCCAGCAAUAAACGGCGUAAUGCUGGUACCAAUGUUAGUGGCAGAUCUAGUACUCCUCUAUCACAAGGGCAAAAGGGUGUCAGUAAGUUGAGUGAAAUACAGCAACUAUUACACAAGACCCUUAGCGAAGAAGACCUGCAGGUGUAUGGUAUUGAGAUCCACCAAGACCGGAUUCAGCCAGGAGUAUAUGUCAGGUCGCAGAAGAUAGCCUCAUUCAAGCCAAGUGUUCAAGCCAAGGUCCACGAGAUCUUAGGCCAGCUAGGAAUGUCGGUGAAACCCACCAUACCUACAGGACCUGUUGCCAAGAAGUUUGACGAGCUCCUACAUAAAAUUUCCCAUUUGGUUGACUUGAAGAAACAAAGCGAUAAACUAACGACGGAAAUCGAGUUAGUGAAGAGACAGAAAGGUCUCUUGUAA